Molecule: messenger RNA, 1045 nt
Organism: Geodia barretti
Lineage: Eukaryota; Metazoa; Porifera; Demospongiae; Tetractinellida; Geodiidae
Source: the annotation of a GenBank genome assembly
GCUCUUCCACAAGUCCUUCAAAAUGAUGGGAGCCAUCACAUUGACAUAGCAGUCAGCACAGUCACAUUUGAAGUAGAGAGAGAUGUGAUUGAGGAGCAGCUAGACCAGUGGUUGCAGGAUCUCUUGUGGGAGAAGACUCUUUGCAACUCGGAUGGUGACCCAAUGAACAUAAUGAGAAUGAAGGGAGUUCUAUCAGUGGUGGGUGAGAGCAGGAGAGUGAUAGUGCAGGGAGUGUACGAGCUGUUUGAGAAAGAAAGAUCUACAGAGUGGCACGACCAGCCCAGGCUAAACAGACUGGUCUUCAUCGGUUACAAUUUAGAUCGGGAAAUUUUACUGCAAUCAUUCAAGAAAUUCUGUUUAUAACAAUACCUACUCUUUAUGCUGCAUCUCACAGUUGAUCAUAUGUUCUGUCCCAGUAUAAUGACAAUCUGUUAGGAAGUGAGGGGAGAUUUUACCAGAAUUUGCCUGUCUUGUUGUUUCUCGAUCUCUUCCAAUUUCUGCCCGGAUUACCAGGGGCAAAUGGGAGCUUUCUCUUCUUUGCCUGCGAGCUGGCGUGACAACUGGCGUGUAGCUGAGCUGGGGGAGACGUGGAGGUAGUUGAGGAGUGAGAGGGGGUUGAGAGGGUGGGACAGACUGUUGACUCGGUUGAAGAAACGUAGCCAGUCUUGAUUUUGAGAACUGCAAUAACGAGGUUGAUGUGACCAUAUGCAAUGUCGUCCGGGAGUUGGUCUUUGAUCAGUCUCAGAGAGGCUACGUCUGGGAAUAUUGGCUCUCUUCUGAUGGCGAUUGUGAUGGUAUCUUCCAACUCUGCUGUCAAACCGGCUUCAGGCAAACACACACACACACACAAUAUAAUCAAGAACUAGAACUAGUAGAAAGGGAGCCCUUCUCUCUACCUCUGCGAUAGUCGACAAAGUAUCCCAUUUCCAGCGCCUUUGCCAGGUGGCCCAGUACAGUAGAUCCAGUGAGAGAUCUCCGUUUCAUUAUCUCCUCCUUCACCCACACAACAACAACAACAACAACAAAAACACCAUUCACCUGAGCC